This is a messenger RNA of Galendromus occidentalis (western predatory mite), 9343 nucleotides long. RefSeq names its product apolipophorins. Lineage: Eukaryota; Metazoa; Arthropoda; Arachnida; Mesostigmata; Phytoseiidae. The transcript has 11 exons. The record is from RefSeq and is a predicted model, not a curated record. Bases 1 to 9183 code for a protein of 3060 amino acids. Gene Ontology annotation, molecular function: lipid carrier activity. Gene Ontology annotation, biological process: lipid transport.
AUGGGACCUCCAAUUUCAGUAGGGGUGGGCUUUUGCCUACUCUUCAUCGUCGGAGGAUCUUUUGCUGGUAUACUCCCGUUGAAGGAUGAGCCCGAGUGUGGCAAGGGAUUGCCGGUCGGCAAAACCUUCGUGUACAAAUACGCAGGAGUUAGCAAAAUUGAAAAUGAAGACGUGAACCAGGAAGUGCAUUUCUCUGCCGAUGUGGUCGUUUCGGUUCCCCGAGAAUGUGUUCUCGGCGUUCAGUUGAGGAACGUCGAAUCGCCCCACCAAAAGUUCGUGCACUCGCUCCAGAACCACGUCAUUGAGGUUCGCAUGGACAACGGUGAAAUCAAGGAGCUCAAACACAACCCCGCCGAGCCUGUCUGGGCCCUGAACGUGAAGCGAGCCAUCGUAUCGAUGCUUCAGACGCCCUCGACGGCUCUUGAGAGCUCAGUCGAUUCCGACGAGAAAGACGUCCUCGGCAUCUGCAAAACAAACUACGAGCCGGUAGAAGCUUCCGGAGACGAGGUCGUCAUCCGCAAGACGAAGAAUCUGUUGUCGUGCGAGGCUCGCACCCUGAGCACAAAGAGCAUCUUCUUCACCGCCUACGACGCUCCUCAAUCGGACAUCCGCACUGCGCCAGUCGCGUCUGGAAACUACAUCUGCAGGAACAUCAUCAACAAGUCGACCGGAGUCCUCAAGGAGGCUACCUGCCAACAGACGGAAAAACUCUACUUGUCCGAACAAUCCUCAGCCACUCCAGGUGUCAUUUCGGUCGUGACUUCGGAAGCUUCUCUCGAACUCGUCCGCGAGGAAGAUGGAGCUCAGAACGUCCGAUCCGCCACGUACCGUCGCUCGUGUCUCGUCUUCGAUCACGAAUUCGAGCGCGACCAUCUUCGCGAGUCUCUGGUCUCCGCGAUCGACCGUUACUGUGACUCGAUGCAACCCGAUGUCCGUCCCGAGUCCGGAAAACUGUUCGGCGACCUCAUCAAAUCGAUGCGGUCCGCUCCGUACGCCAAGAUCGCUGAGGUCUACGAGUCGAUCGAAAACAAGCCUUGCGACACCAAGAAGCUGAAGACCGCUUUCUUGGACGUUCUCGGCAUGGCUGGAAGCACCGGAUCGAUCGAAAUGAUCGCGAAAUUCAUCCAGAACGGCGAACACAAGGAACACCACCAGAAAUGGCUCAAGUCAUUGGCUUACAUUUCGAAUCCCACUCAAGAUAUGGUGCAGGCCAUGAUUCCGGUCGUGCAAUCGGCUGGUCCUGAGUCAGCGAAAUCCAUCCUCCUGCCCGUCUCCGCGAUGGCUCACACCUUCUGCAAGACGCAAUACGAGGAAUGCGAUCAGACGGCUGCCAUCAAACAACUGCUGUCCGUUCUCGUGAAGAAACUCGACAACGAUUGCUCCGGCGAUCGAGCCAUCAUCGUCGCCACCCUGAAGGCCCUCGGAAACUUGGGUGUCACCGGAGGCUACCACAACAAGAUCAUGCAGUGCAUGAACGACAAGCCCACGGAUAUCCGCACGUACACUCUCAGAGCUUUCCGAAAGGUCUGCGACUCAGAAGUCACUCAGCAGAUGGUGAAUCUCUACGCCGAUCAGAGUGAGGACGUUGAAGUGAGGAUCGGCGCCUACUUGAACGCCAUGCGAUGCGCGGACUUCGACACCGUAGCGAAAAUCGUCAGCGUCUACGAGACCGAGAAGGUCGUCCAAGUGGGAUCUUUCGUUUACUCUCACUUGAGAGUGAUCCACGAGUCUGAGUGUCCUCUGAAGGCAGAGCUGAAACGUCUCAUCUCGACCUUCCCCGUCUCCGCGAAAUUCUCUCAGGAUCCGAGCAAGUUCUCCCAGAACUACGAAUAUUCGAAGUUCUACGAUUCCGUCAACAUCGGUGGCGUCGCUGAUGCUUCCAUCGUCUUCAGCCCGAAGUCGUUCCUCCCGAGGUCGGCUAGCCUGAAUCUUUCCCUCGAUCUCUUCUCGCAGAACGUCAACCUUCUCGAGAUCGGAGGCCGCGUUGAGGGUCUCGAGAAAAUCGUUGAGCAACUCGUCGGACGCAACAGCGCUCGUCCAUCCCGUCGGGCCUCCAGGGAUUCCACUGACGUCGAACGAUUCGACAACGACUUCAAGAACGAAAUCGCUACCGACGAGAAGAUGUCGUUCUACGUCAACAUCUACGGCAACGAAAUCGAUUUCGUCGAGUACAACUCGGUCAAGGAGCUCACUUCGCAGAUGCUCAUGUCCGUCGUCAAGGUAUACUCACUCCAUCCGUCAGCGCUCCUGAACAACAUCGUUCUCGAAGGCCAGAUCGAUAUCGCCAAGAACGCGCUCCUGGUCGACAAGAGCGUCAGCACGGCGACGAUCACCGGUCUGGGUCUGGUGCUCGAGAUGCGCGCCGUGACCAACACCGUGCUCAAGGCUUCCGCUCCGGCGUCGAACGAGGCCGGUUUCAUGAAGGCUUCCCUCGAGCCGAGCGCAGUCGUCCAAGUCGACGGAUCGCUCACUCUGAGCGCCGGAGUUUUCCGUCACGGAGCUCGAUUCGCGUCGACGAUCCACACUUCGUCGGUUGUCGAUGUCGAAAUCACCCGACGUGAAGGAGAGUUCAAGUUCCGUUUCAACACCCCCCGCGAGAAGCUCGAAAUCCUGAAUGCCAAGUCCGAGGUUUUCGCCGUUCAAGGCGAUUAUGAAACCCCGAUCACCGCCAAGGCUGUCCGAAACCUCGACGGAUGCACCAUGCAGCUGCCCGAAAUCUUCGGAAUGUCGGCUUGCAUUUCCGGUACCGUUCCCAAACCCUGGUACAUGGCCGGCCGCGGUUUCGUCAAGCCGUUCAACUUCGCACUGACCCUCCAGAAGACCGACACGAACAUGGAGGGCGUUGAGUUCAGCUACCUGUACUCGCGGAACAGCUUCAGCUUCGUUUUCGACACGCCCGGCUCGACUGUUGACAGACGUUCCGAGUUCCACUACAAAUCGACCGAUUCCAGCGUCACCGUGUGGGGUCAAUGCCCGCGAAAGACUUUCCAUUUCGGCAUCAGCACCGAGUCCGAGGAUUUCGUCGUCUUCAGGAUCGUCGACAAAGAGACCGAGAAGGCCGAUGAGUACGCCAUUCGCAUUCGAUACGGACUCGGGGCCAUUUUCAUCAGCAACGAGCUCGGACUCGAGUUCAGCUGCCCUCAUCUACGAGAGCCGCUCACCCUGGCAAUCAAGAACGUCAAUCAGAAGACCGAAAUUCUCAGCAACUACCCUCAAUCGAAUCCUCUCAACAUCACCGUCAACGUCGGCCAAACGAGCCUAAACGCCACGAUUUCCGUCGGAGAUCUCGACGCCUCGAGCAGGUUGUCGAUGCACGAAGAGAAGGAUAGGCGGACCGCGAAGUGGCACGGGGUCAUGCACACCACCUACAAGAUCGGCGAUAAAAAGACCCAGAAAUUCCACUACGAACUGAAACUCCGCGAAGAUUACAACGAUAACGUCGUCCACAGUUCGGCCUUGUCCACGUGGACUUCUACCUGCCACCCGCAGUACAACAACAAACUCGCGUACGAUCGUCAGAUCGAGGAUGAGAGCCGUAAGCACAAGAUCCAGGCCUGGUGGGGCGAGAAGUUCACCGACGACGACAAGACAAUCCGGAUCGCUACCGAGUCGAAGCAGAAGGGAUCCUUCGGCUACGGUCGCAUGACAACCCUCCAGCUCCGUGGCCAGGUUUACUCACCCGCCCUGGGUCUCGACUACGACGUUAACUUCGACAACAAGAUCGACCUCGAGAAAACGCCGCGUAUCACUUCGGAGCUCUUCGUUGCAUCGGACAAGAAGACUCUGGUCAAGUUCGACUACACUUUCGAUCGUCACAGCAAGAAAACCACCGUGAGAGCUUCUCUGAUCGCUCCGUACACGUCUCUGAGGCUCUCAGAUGAUUCUGAGGAGGUCUCGAAGGGAAAGUACAAAGGAACCUGCGAACUCGGAUGGGGUCUCGAGGGUAAGAAGCUCUCGAUCGACUACACCACUGAGCUCAUGGCCAACGGAAACCACGACGUCAAGCUGAACAUCCGCGCUCCCAACAUGAAGCCGAUCCAACACCGUCAGUUGGUGCGAAUCGCUCGAGACGUUGAGCUCAAGACCGAAACCCUCAUCGACGGGAAGGAGUACCUCGUUUUCGAGAUCAAGAGACAAGACAAGGAUGUCGCCUUCAACUUCGUCGGGCAGAGACUCCAGGUCAAGUACUCCCGCAGCGUCAAGGACAAGGCGCUCGAUGUCAAGCUCGACGUCCACAGCAAGGUCUACUACACCAGGCCAAUCAGCCUUACCAUCCACAAGGAUUCCCCUGGAAAGAAAUCCCACGAGCUGGCCGUCAAUUUCCUCUGGGAUGCCGUCGCUAACCCGAGCAAGAAACUAUCGAUCGACAUGAAGACCGACCGUGAAGACGGAGUCAAGACCCACGCCAAGGUCACCGUUUCCCAAUUCGUGGACUUCGAAUACAAGGGAGUCUACGUCAAGGGUUUCAUCAAGGGCCCGAACCGCGCCGAGUUCCGUCUGAGCGGAGCCAACAUUGAAGCCCGAGAGCUCAUCGUCGGUCACGUGCACAGCACCCCCGAAGGAGAGGGCUACCUGAAAUACACCAAAGGUGGCAAGGUCUGGAUCGAUGGUAAGCUUGGCCACAAAUUCACCAGCGAGAAGAGGCAUUACUACCUCUCCAGCACCGGAAUGAUCAACAGGAAGCUGGAUAUCACCCGAGACCUCGUGGCUCGAACACUGAAGAUCGACCUCGACCGUGACGGUAAAGUCUACAGUCUCCUGGUGGACAGGAAGACCGACUACAGCAAGGGUAUCAUCGACUGCAAGAUCACCAUGAACUUGCCGUACGAAGACUACAAAACGCAAGAGUUGACCGCCAAGGGAACCCUGGUCGACGGCAAACUCGACCUGACCGUCCACUACCUGUCGUCUCGCCAGAAGAACUACCACUUCGUGGUCAAGGGUACCCGUCCUGGACCGAUGGUUCUCGACGUGGAAAUUUCCAUCAAGUCCGACUACGAGAAGCUCAAGGAGGGCAAGGCCCAUCUGAAGUACAACUUGGCCGAUGCCGCCGAGCGCAUGUUCAUGCUGGACGUGGAGCGAGAGACGAACAAGAUCUUCGACCUCGAGGUCCACAUGAAGAAGGACGACGCCUCGAGAGAAAUGAACUUCAAGCUCGCGUCGGAGUUCACUCCGGCCUACGACGGAAGCAUGAAAAUGAAGGGAACCUCCAGCAAGUUCAACUCGAACAUGCUGAUCAACAAGAACGGAGCCGUCUGGUACACCGCCGAUGUCGAUUUUGAGAACACCGGAGACAAGAUGCUCUACAGCGGGAAAUAUCACGGCGGUAUCCUCGGUGGCGAUACCGAGGUAGCGUUCGAGAAGAACACCCUUCCAGGCAACAACCACCGCACCUACAAACUGAACGUCAAACGUAACGGUAAGGAGUUGAGGGCCGACGCCGAGACUCAGCGUGCCGAUGGUUUCAAGAUCACCUCGGUUAACGCUUGCCGUACCCCUCUCGAGACGGACUGCGUGAGCGUGACCGUCAAGAGGAACGUUGCGAACUUCAACGUUUUCCGUAACAACGCUCUGAACGUCAAGAUCCACCGAAAGCCCGACGUGACCCUCGAGAUCGACAGCCAGAUGCACAUUCCCCAGGAUGUCCACAAGGCCCAUGUACGACUCGUUGGAAACGUCAACGAGUUCAAACUCGGCUUCGACUACAACUGCGACCACUCCACCGAGCAGGUGUCGGAACAGACCCUCCGGGGCUACGUUGUCGAUAGGGAGAUGCUCGCGACCCGUCGUCGUGAAAACACCGACAAGUUCGUCGACAUCAAGUACAGCGCAGCCCUCGACGCCAAGAGCGAGGAGAAACUCGAAGCCUCGUACCGUCGCGACUACAACGACAAGGGUUUCAACAGUGUGCUCAAGCUGAGCCACCCCAAGAUGCGCACGCCCAUCGUCGUGAAAUCGGAGAUCAGCCGAGGAAAGGAUGCCAACUCGCUGUACCGUCUGGAGAGCGAGGUUGAGUUCUUCCGACCGGAAGACACCAUUUUCCUCCACUACGAACGCAGGCUCAACGAUGAGAUCGCUCGCAACAAAUCCAUCCAUAUCCACGUCCACAAGAAGGACAAGUCGGACUUCGACCUUCACGUGACCAUGUACCGAAGCAUUGAUCUGCAGAAACCCGUUUUCGCAGGAUAUUACUGGUCGUACGUGACAGCCAAGAAGGAGACUCGCGUCGGGACGAUGAAGGCUUUCCUUGGAGAGGACCUCAAGGGAUCCAUCGAGUUCACAUCGCCCUACCAGGACAACUUCAAAAUCACCGGAGAGGCAAAGGUCGUCAACGACGACGGUGACAAGGAAGCCGAAAUCGUGCAUCUCAAGAACGAUGUCGAAACCAAGGGCAAGAUCUCCUACAACCUCGCCAAGCUCUACAUGAAGGCCGUCGUCCUGAACAGCGAUGGCACCACCGGUCGCGAGCUCGAAGUCGACGGAGGUCGAAAGGAGAAGGGCCGUUACAAGCUGGUCCUGUCCAGUUUCCCUGAGGGCAAACGAACCACCGACCUCGGAAUCGAACACAGCCGAUCGAGCGAGACUUCCUUCCACAGCCGAGUGUACGCACCUCCGGAGUACCUAAAGCGCGUCGCCGAGCGUGCCAAGGAGAUCGCGGCCACGCGAGCUGGAAAAUACCCGAUCGAGGACAUGAAGGAGGAACUCAAGACCCGCACCGACGCUCUCGCUUUCAGACUGAGGAAAACUUUCGAGGAUGUGCCCGAGUACCUCCUCACGAAAAUCUCGCAGAUCUUCGUCGAGAUCCAAGGAUCGCUGACUCGUCUGAUCAACAACACCACCGUCGGACAGAGGCUGAAGGCUCGAUUCGAGGCCAACCGCGAAAGGAUCGGACAGCUCAUGCAGAAGUUCCUCGAGAUGGUGAGGAAAUGCUGUCCCGCGCUGGCUGAGCGUCUCGAAGCGUCCAUGGCGGAAUUCCUCCCGAAACGUGCUCGUCGCUCAGUUAAGGAGGAGUCGAUCAACUUUGUCGCAUACGUUCUCGUCCGAAUUGAAAUGUUCGAGGAGUGGCUCAUCAACACUCCACCGGUCAAGCUCAUGGUCCGCGCCUACAACAGGAUUGCCGACGUGGUCACGACCGUCUCGAAUGGGGUUCACGUGAGGAUCGAAGCACUCAGAAGGAAAUUCCUCGCCGUUCCCGACGUCAAGCAGAUCGCUGAAACUUGGGCAGAGCUUUACGACUCCAGCACUGCAGGUCAUCUUGUCCCGAAGGAGGCUCUCUUCAAGUACGUGAUCGCACCUCGUCUCGACAGAUACACUCCCCGAGUACCCGUCCUGGAAGUCGACCGCAAGGCUGGCCGAUUCGUCGCUGAUGUCGACGUACCCGUCGACGCUUCGAAACUCGUCCAGUACUGGGCGUACGGAACCGAGGAACCCCAACCAGAACGUCAGCACGGGUACGAGACGUACGACCUCUGCUCCACGAUGGAGAUGGUUCGGAAGAGCCUUUCCAAGGCGUACGAUGGUCAAGCGACCGUUAUCGACGGGAAGCACUUCAUAACUUUCGAUGGGAAGCAUUUCUCCGUCAAGGGCUCGUGCUCCUACCUGCUGGCUCGCGACUUCGUCAACGGCACCUUCAGCAUCGUUCUGAACAACAACGGUGACGUGCCAUCGUACGUGCUGCAAUUCGGAGACACACGCAUUGAAGUCCGCAAGCAUUCCAGCCUGGAAAUCACCCUCAACGGAAAGCCGAUCAGCGCUCCGAUGAUGAUGGACAACAUCAGUGUUCUGAGAAUGCUCGACAUGGUCAGGAUCAGCAACGGUGACGUCAAAUUCGUCCUGAACCUCAGCAACGGUGUCGCAACCAUCGACACCCGUAUCUGGUACUUCGGAAAGACCGCCGGUCUGCUCGGAAACUACAACCGCGAGCCCAGUGACGACUUCAAAACCCCGACGGGAGCCGUUGUCACCAACGAGGAUGAUUUCCUAGAUUCCUGGGAAACCGAGUCCUGCGACGCUGACCUCGUUUUGUUCAGGGACAGAACCGAAGAGGUCGAAGCCGUUGAAUUCUGCGACAAGAUCUUCAAGAAUGAGCUUUCGACGCUCUCUCUCGGUUUCAUGGUUCGCAGCGCCGACGAAUACCACGAUCUGUGUCUCCGCGCCGCACAAGCUGUCGAGAACAAAAUCCACUCUAGCUGCCAAGUCGCCUACGCUUACUUCAAGGACAUUGAGCGAUACGCCAAAAUCCCAUCAUACCUAGGAGCCCGGCUACCCGACGAAUGCCUGACCUGCGAGUUGCCGCUUGCGCCCAAUGCUGCGAUCGGCAAUCGAACUUAUGGACACUUCGAAACCGGUGAUACUGCAGACGUGAUCUUCGCGGUGCAGGACAACGAAUGUAAUGCGAACUUCAGCGGCAACAUUCAUGCCCUCGUCAAGUCUAUCGACAAAGAGCUCGCAGCUAAAAACGUCCGCCACAAUAGGUACGGGCUCGUCGGUUUCGGAGGAGAAGGCGAACUGCACGACGCGCACUUGCGGAGCGCUAAAGGUCGACUCAUGUUCCCGGCUAGAGACUUGCACUUAGCCCUGGAGGGCAUGGCGAUGACGUCGAACGAGCCCGGAGACAUUUUCCUCGCCGUUCAUGCUGCAAUGACCCAAUAUCGAUUCCGACCUACCGCAACGAAAGUCAUCGUCCUCUUCAGCUGCCAUAAAUGCUCGGUGAUGGACAAAACUGCCCCCGAUUACAUCGACUUGCGAACCGCGUUACUAGAGCGCGGCAUCUUCCUACAUCUCGUGAGCCGAGACAGUGUGAAAUCACGGGGGCAUGUUUCGAAAAGGAGCCCUCAGAUUCUCGGUCUCGAUACUGACGUCGCCUAUACCGCUAGAGACGUUAACCAGAACCCCUUGAUGGGAUCGUUGGAUUUAAAAUCACAAAUCAGAGCGCCCAAGAACGUUUGCGUCCUGAUGGCGCUCGAGUCGUCCGGAAGUUGGUUCACAGCGCCGUCGCAGAAAAAUGAGCAAAGAGCGUGGAAAAUCGUAUUUUCCAAACGAAUCGCUGAGAACGUCUCCCAGCAGGAGCAGUGUCUGGUAUGCGACUGCCAGGCGGCUGAAACAUACAGCACACGAACUGUCUGCAAACCCUGCAAGCCACGUAGGUUAGCUUAUGUCGAUUUUGAAGAGGAUGAAGACUGAGCCGUCCGUCAGCGGGUUUCUGGUGAGAAUCCAUGAUCUCACCGAGAAACCAUGUGAUUAUCCAUAACCGGAGUCAUAUGACUCCGAAACUGUUCCUAUCAAUCAAUGCACAAGACGAGGAAAAAAAUAAAUUUUAUACUCUCGUCGGGAGAGGAAAAAU